CUUCCAUUCCACCUCCGCGGCGUUCGGGUUGAUUCCCCUCAACCCACUUCCACUCCCCCACGAACGAUGCAUUUCUCUUCCUUCCCGGCUAUUGGGACGAUUUUCUCUUCGAUGAGAAGAUCUUGCAUUACUUGAACAAACCCGAUCAGCACAUCGACCGGCCCAGAGUCCAAUGCGGACAAGCUGAGCUUUGGAACAUGGACUUGACUGUUCAGACCCAGUCGCAAAAAACCCCCAGCGAAGACCCGACCACGCACAACGAUGAUGCUUCACAAUCCUCCUCCUCGAAUCAAUUUGUGAAUUCCAGCAACAGGGGCCGCAGCGUCAGCCCCGAAGGCCCACCACCGCCGUUACCCCCACGCCCCGGUACAUUGAGCCUGUUGGAUGAAGGGGCGGCGUCCUGCCGCUCGACACAAACGGUCCUCCAGUCCCGUGCUACUACAGCUAUCUCGCUGACAGAUAUCGCUUCUCGGGAAAGUGGAAAGGAAGGCCAUGCUACUCUCAACCCCCAGGGGGCAUUGAAGGCUAAGGCAAGCCUUAGUCACUUGGCCAGCUCGCGGGGGAGUGAAACUGGCGACUCCGCCAGUAUCAGAAGCUCUAUACCGUACGCGGAAACAAGUGACGUGGAGAAUGUGUUCAGUGAUUUCAUUGCAACAGAACCUGGGGCUGGCCAACAGGAAAGCACCGGACUGCUUCAGUUCCCGGAAUUUCAGGCUGAUGAUGUCAAAGAAGGUUUUGCAAGUGAAUUUGAGAGGGUUGGGGAAGUAGGCGAUGAAGGAGAACAUGAAGAAAUGGUUUUAGAAAAAUGGAAAGCUAAGAGAAAGCAUUACCUCAUCCUAUCCGCUGCUGGGAAGCCGAUUUGGACGAGGCAUGGCGACGGGGGACUGAUAUCAACAUAUGUUGGUGUCAUCCAAACCAUUAUCUCUUUUUAUGAAGACUCCAAAGACAGGUUGAGCAGCUUUACAGCUGGCGAUACCAAAUUCGUGGUCUUAACCAAAGGACCAUUAUACCUGGUGGCAAUCAGUCGAUUUCUUGAGAGUGACACGCAGCUAAAGCUCCAACUCGAAGCCUUAUAUAUGCAAAUUCUAUCCACUUUGACUCUUCCGUCUUUGAAUCAUUUAUUUUCCGUCCGCCCGUCAACCGAUUUGAAACGACCGCUCCAAGGAUCAGAGACUCUAUUAGCAACCUUGGCAGACAGCUUUACAAAAGGAUCUCCAUCAACUCUGCUUUCGGCGUUGGAAUGCCUAAAGAUUCGCAAAUCCCACCGCCAAACAAUCAACAACACAUUGCUCAAGACCAAGGUCGCUGGUCUUCUUUACGGCUUGGUCGUUGCCGGAGGUCGACUAGUCAGCGUGGUACGACCCAAGAAACAUUCUCUGCAUCCUGGCGACUUGCAGCUUCUGUUCAAUAUGAUUUUUGAAGCUGAAGCUGUCAAGGCUGGUGGUGGCGAGAGCUGGAUCCCAGUCUGCUUGCCCGGAUUCAACAGUGGCGGGUAUCUGUAUAUGUAUGUCAGCUUUCUUGACCUUCGAGAAGAUGCUGGCAACUUUGCAGACGAUAGUACCACAAAGGAAGAAUCGGUCGCUAUCAUUUUGAUCAGUACAAAUAAAGAAAGCUUUUUUGAAAUGCAAGAGAUGCGUAACAAUUUUGUCGAGCAAAUGGAAAAGAACGGCAGUAUCAAGAUUAUCAAGGAGGCUAUAGAUAAAGGCCGGCCAACCACCACCGACAUCAUCCCCGGAACGGUUCUGCAUCAUUUCUUGUACAAGUCGCGGGCGAACGUACAAUUCACCAUGUCAUCCUACCACCCUGAAUUCAUAUCUGCCACACGUCGCCGAAGGUUCGUAGACUAUCUCCGCACUGGACGAUAAUCGAUACCGAGAAACUGAGAAAAUCCUGCAGGCUUUUAUCAACAUACAACAAUCUCCAUGCAAGCAUCCACGCCAAGCACUCCCAUGUCAAAAUUCACCAUUGCGUGUCCCAAUCGUCUAGCUCCUUUGCAUGGGUCACGCCAGUGUUUGAACUCUACUGCGUUGCUGUUCCCAACGCCAAUCGAAAUGCGCUUGCUCAGAGCGCAAGCCGAAUCGUUCAAUGGGUACAGCAGGAGGAGGAAAGAUUGUUUAUCAUCGGUGGCGCGGUAAGUUCUUCUAUCAGCAUUUGGACAUGACUCGUAUUGACUCGUUUGUUUGAAGGUCUUUUGAAUAGCG
Molecule: messenger RNA, 2201 nt
Organism: Aspergillus melleus
Lineage: Eukaryota; Fungi; Ascomycota; Eurotiomycetes; Eurotiales; Aspergillaceae
Gene: MON1
Product: guanine nucleotide exchange factor MON1
Exons: 3
Coding region: 198-1865 (555 amino acids)
Biological process (GO): vesicle-mediated transport; protein targeting to vacuole
Cellular component (GO): Mon1-Ccz1 complex; fungal-type vacuole membrane
Source: RefSeq, a predicted model, not a curated record